AUGCCCAGCAUCGAUCAAUCUGCCCUUGAACGACUUCGUGGAGUACUCUCUUCGAAUGCAUUGGUUAAUUUACCCGGUGACCCUGAAUACACUAACAAGCGUUGGGCACGCAAUGCCGAAAAAACCGCAGCUAUUGUCGCUUACCCUGCUACUGCUCAAGAUGUCGCACAAAUUAUCACAUUUGCGCAGGGCAAAUCCCCCUAUGAGACUCAAUCAAAACUUGACUUGGCUGUCAAGGGGGGUGGACACGCGCCAUCCGGUGCUUCGAGCUCGGAGGGCGGCUUAGUUAUUGAUCUCAACCCGAAGAUGAACAACGUCCGUGUAGACCCAGAAGCCAAGCUUGCAUAUGUUCAAGGAGGGGCGCUUUGGGCCGAUGUAGACAACGCAACUUUCCCCCACGGUUUGGCAUCUGUUUCUGGAGUCGUCAGCCACACCGGGGUUGACUCUGAAAAUCCAGACUUGUUUUGGGCAGUCAGGGGAGGAGGGGGAAAUUUUGGUGUGGUCACCGAGUUUGUUUUGAAGUUGCACGAACAACGGGCCGAAUUGUGGGGAGGAAUUUUGAUGUACCCACCAACCAUGCUUGAGAAGUUGAUUCCAGAAAUCAACUCGUGGCUUUCAGAGCGAACUCCAACUGAGAACGCUCACCUAUUAUUUACUCGUGCGCCUACUGGGCAGCCCGUCGUUGGGAUUCAGUUGGUGUAUAAUGGCGACGCAGAAGCCGGGGCCAAGAAAUUUGAACGAUUCAUUAACCUGGGACCAAUCGUAACCAACCUACAGUCAAUUCCAUACCUGGAGCUCAACCGACCCGUUCGCACAACAUGGUUCUUACCUGGCCUGUUCAACUUAUGGUUGGGGCUCAUAACCGAACACCCAGCUGCAUCACCCUCGGUCUUUGUGCUCGAACUAUACCACCCUGGAGUAUAUAGCUCCGUACCUAAGGAUGCCACCGCAUAUGCUCAUCGUACUCCGACAUAUAAUAUUGGAUAUCUUAUGGAAUGGACUGAUCCCGCUUGGACCGAUCAGUCCAUUCCAACGGUACUUGCGUUGGACAAAGAGUUUGUCAAAUUACGCAACACUCAUUUCUCCCCUGAGCUCGUCGGAGAAGGAAGUUAUCUCAAUUAUCAAGAUGCAGAGAGCCAGAAAGGUGGCUCGUCUCGUCGCUUUGGGUCGCACUUCCCUCGCCUGGUCGAGAUCAAACACCAAUAUGAUCCGGAGAACCUGUUUGGAAAAUGGUUUGCUUUGCCCACUAAGGCUUGA
Messenger RNA from Rhizoctonia solani, 1257 nucleotides. Its product is annotated as FAD-binding domain protein. Gene Ontology annotation, molecular function: oxidoreductase activity; FAD binding. The coding region runs from base 1 to 1257 and encodes 418 amino acids. The record is from RefSeq and is a predicted model, not a curated record. Lineage: Eukaryota; Fungi; Basidiomycota; Agaricomycetes; Cantharellales; Ceratobasidiaceae. The transcript is spliced from 10 exons.